ACGUGGUUGUUCCGGUGAAAAAGUGGAUUUGCUGCUUCAGUACAGUCGGUUUUAGAGUAGAAUUUUUAAUGUUUUAAUUAACAAAUGUACAUAUGUUUUAGCACUAGAGUAUUUUAAUAUAAUAAUACAAGGACACAUGUGUGUUUUUGUUGAGAAAACUCGGCACUGUGACGCCUUCUGCUGCUGCCUAGCUCUCCAUCGGCUGAAGAAACAAUGCAGGCCUAGCUAGCAUCUCACGGUAGCUAGUGGAAGCUAAUCGGAUAACGCUGCUCCAGUAGACUGCAGUGGGAUUUAAACCUUGGACGAAGCCCCAUUUUUCGACGCUGCAAUAACAUCCAUUCCGCGAUGAGCUCUCAGCUGCAGGUCUUCUCCCCCCCCUCCAUCUCCUCCAGUGCCUUUUGCCGCGUUAAGAAGGUGAAGGUGGAGAACAAUGUUUGGGACGUGUCCACCUCCGAAGCUUACAGCUCCCUAGCGGGCCAGUCGGCAUACACCUUCGCCCCAGCCAUGGCCGUGGCACCCUUUGCACCAUCUCUGGUCUUCCCCCCCACAGCGCCCGGCUCAAGAGGUCAAGUGGUGGUGCGAGCCGCUGAUAGCACCGGCAGUCUCCCUCGUGGAUCCAGUCGGCGUGUGGUGGAGCAGGCCACGUCUUCCUCUUACGCUCACACAGAGACGACCUCUGAAACAAGGGGGCACAGGCACGGGCAGAAGAGAAAGAUGGAGGAGACCACUGAAGGCAGCGGGAGCGGUUGUGGCAGUGUCCAAAUAUUGGAGGAGCUCUCAGCCCCUGCAGCAACGUACUCCACCCGUACCGGGGGUGGCGGAGGAGGCACAGGCCAGUCUAUACCCCACUCAGCUACAACCACCAAGAGCAGCAGCUCCAACGGGGAGGGGGAUUAUCAGCUGGUGCAGCACGAGAUCCUCUGCUCCGUGUCCUGCAGCUAUGAAGUGCUGGAGUUUUUAGGAAGAGGCACGUUCGGACAAGUGGCUAAGUGCUGGAAGAGGGGCACCAAUGAGAUCGUGGCAAUCAAGAUCCUGAAAAACCAUCCUUCCUAUGCUCGUCAGGGCCAAAUUGAGGUGGGUAUCCUGAACCGGCUCAGCGCAGAGAACGCGGAUGAGUACAACUUUGUGCGUUCAUAUGAAUGCUUCCAACACAAGGGUCACACGUGUCUGGUGUUUGAGAUGCUGGAGCAGAACCUGUACGACUUUCUCAAACACAGCAAGUUCAGCCCACUCCCCCUGCGGCACAUCAGACCCAUCCUACAGCAGGUGGCUACAGCGCUGAUGAAGCUGAAAAGCCUCGGUCUGAUUCAUGCAGACCUGAAGCCAGAGAACAUCAUGCUGGUGGACCCCCUCAGACAGCCCUACAGGGUGAAGGUCAUUGACUUUGGCUCAGCGAGUCAUGUGUCCAAAGCUGUCUGCUCGACCUACUUACAGUCGCGCUACUACAGGGCUCCAGAGAUAAUUUUGGGUCUGCCAUUCUGUGAGGCCAUCGACAUGUGGUCUCUGGGCUGUGUGAUUGCUGAGCUGUUUCUGGGUUGGCCUCUCUACCCGGGGGCCUCUGAGUAUGACCAGAUCCGUUACAUUUCUCAGACCCAAGGCCUGCCUGCAGAGUACCUGCUGAGCGCGGGGACAAAGACCAGCCGCUUUUUCAAUCGAGGACCUGACUCCAGCUACCCACUCUGGAGGCUUAAGACCCCGUCAGAGCAUGAAAUGGAGAUGGGUAUCAAGUCCAAAGAGGCCAGGAAGUAUAUCUUCAACUGUCUGGAUGACAUGAUGCAGGUCAACCUGUCUUCUCAUUUGGAGGGUACGGACAUGUUGGCAGAGAAAGCUGAUAGACGAGAGUUUAUAGACCUCCUGAAGCGGAUGCUCCGUCUGGAUGCUGACAAAAGGAUCACGCCAACGAAGACUCUGGGUCACCCCUUUGUCACCAUGAGCCACCUCAUGGAUUACCCCCACAGCUCCCAUGUGAAGUCCUGCUUCCAGAACAUGGAGAUCUGUAAGCGCCGGAGCUCCUACGAUAGCAGCAAAUCCCUGUACUCCACCAGCGCAGUGCCCAGCGCUGCCGCCGGCAACCUCACUGUUACCUUCAGUAGCCAGCUCAACCAGCAUAACCAGGUGCCUUCUGCGGGGGGGGCGGUGCCUUUGCUGAACUACCAGCCCGCUCUAUACCAGCAGGCGACCAUCAACAUUCCCGGGCUCGCUCAGCAGAGCGUCCCGAUCCCCACGCGUGCUGCUGGGCUGUGCAGCCAGACUGAACCCUUCCAGCAGACCCUCAUCGUCUGCCCACCCUCCACUAUCCAAGGGCUACAGGCAUCCAGUAAGAGCUCCAGUUACCCUGUGAGGAUGGAGAACUCUGUACCCAUAGUACCUCAGAACCAGGCUGCUCAGGCGUUGCAGCUCCAGCCCAGUAUGCUCACACAGGGUUCCUGCACCCCCCUGAUGGUGGCCACGCUGCACCCACCCUCAGCAGGCAUAGCCCCCCAGUACUCCCUGCCCCUCGGGCUGGGCAACGGGGUUGGUCGGCCCACCCUCCUGGAGCACACAGCCACAGUGCUGCAGGCCUGGCCCACUGGCACGCAGCAGAUCCUCAUCCCGUCGUCAUGGCAGCAGGUCCCGGGCGUGGCCAUCCACAGCUCCGCCCACCAGUCCACUGUCCCCGAGUCCCCCCUGGAAACACUUCACUCAGAAGCUGCCGCGCAGCAGGGACACAGCUGGAGGAAUGCAGCCCAGGGCCGCAGCCAGCAGGAGAGGAAGAAGGUGAAGGCCAGACGGGGAGAGAACAGGAACAGGGGUAUAUCUGCCGCGUCAUUGCUCAGCAGCAGCGGUGUGCCCCCGCUCAGCGCCGCGUGGUCGCAGCCCAUAGUCAUCUCCGACACACCCAGCCCGGCUGUCAGCAUCAUCACCAUCCACAGUGACACGGACACCGAGGAUGAGCGCAAGUUUCAUCCCGCCAGCGUCGGCCUGAGCCAGCGCACUAACGUCAUCAGCUGUGUGACGGUGCACGACUCGGACUCGUCCACAGCGAGCCCCCUGACCCCCCUCCCCCGCACGCUGAACCCAGCGGGCGGCGCGUCGUCUCGCCAGGCCAAGUCUCUGGCAGUGGUGGCGCCUUCAGUCAAAACCCAGGGCACGGAGCGAGGAGCUGCUUCACGUGGACGCCUGGACACUGUGAACUACAUAAAGCCGAAGAGAUCAUCCAACCGGCAGCCCUGCAGCUCCGGGGAGAGCAUGGAGCGGAACAGGCUGCUGCCGAGCCAGUCACACCCUUUAAACCUGAGUCAGGUCCAGCCGGUGGUCUCUUCCUCUCAGGAGCGCUCCCACAGCGACUCGUCUCUGCGCCGCCAGCCGACCUUCCCUCCGGUCGUCUCGUCUCACUACAACUUCCCCGAGGUGUCCGGCCCCGGCCUGUACGCCUACCCCGCCUCCACGGCCCUCUCCUCUGCCUCUCAGGCCAUGGAGCAGCUGCUGAGCCGCAGCCACGCCCCCCACGGACACUCCCCCUCCGCCUAUGCAGCACCGUACACCUCAGCGUCCUCCAGGAGGGACCCGUCCGGGCGGAAGGACUCGGUCAGCAGCCUGCUGCACGGCCUGCCCGCAGCCUACCAGCACCCGUUUGCCGCCGGCUCUCCGUACGUCAGCGUGACCCCCCGCGCCGAGGCCUACAGCGCCUACCAGCUGAGCCCCCGGCGCCUCACACAGUACCCCUACCUAUAGGGGGGCACACACACUUUUAACACAGAAAAAAAAUCUACUUCCCACAUACUAUGACAAAGGGAGUUCAAACUGUAUCUCUAAUAGAAUAACUGUUGUUUGCUGCUUCUGACUCGAAGGUGGCGUCUCUCCGUCGACUCAUUACGGCCCGUCUACACAGCGGCUUUGGAAAAAUCUUGGAGGUGGGCGUGUCUGAAGCUUGACCAACAACCAAUCACAUGAAUCUCCCGCCCCUGACACACAAGCAGCGGUUUGAUUGGCUAGAGCUUGUACUGGCAUAUGAUUCGAUUGGCUGACGCUUCUGCAGAGGCUGCAAAAGUUGAACAUUGCUCAACUUUUGCAGCCUGAAACGCCAGGAAAGCUCCGCUCUGCUUCCCACAAUGCAGUUCGGCGAAAAGUGACGUCACCCCAUUCAAAGUGAAUGGGCAGAAGAGUUUUGGAAGAAGCUUCCAACGCCGCUGUGUGGACGGGCCGUUAUCCCUCUUUCGGGUCUUUUUUUAAAUGGUAUUAUCUGACAUUAUAUUGGUUUAUUUCCCCUUUAACAAUAUUGUUUAUAGCCCGUAUUUUAUCCCCAUCUUAUCCAGAUGUAUAAUUAUGGCAUUGUGGUAAAUGUAUUUUACUCCUGAUAAUCUUGAGGUGUGGUGUGAAGAGAGAUUAUCCUCCUGUCACAAGCUGACACUUUAGGCGAGCUUUUAGACGCCUGACUCACACGGCUAGUGAAGGGCUAGCUGACAAAGAGUUGCAAUUAUUCAUUUCUCAUGACCCAUGUUUUAAUGUUUUCACACUAAUCCAAUGAGACCCUAUGUUUUUUUUUAGCGAACGUAUUAAUGACUGUACCUUAACCCUAUGUCUGAUUACUCACAAAUAUGUCUUUUAGUAUGUUCUAAAUUAUGUUUUGUCGGUGUGAGAAAGGAGGAGGAAGAAGAAGGUCAGAGAAGAUAUGGAAUAAGAGAAAAGAUGUGGUGCAAACUGUGAUGGAUACAUGUUAAUUUAAGUGCACAUGUGAUGGUCUGUUAUUGUAGUGACAGUGUUUAGGCAAGAUUAAUCAUCUCCUUAUGCAAUAUAAACUUCUUUUUUUUUUAACUGCAUCAACUGAGUGCUGAAUGUAUAACUGAAGUACAGAGGGGGAUUAACCAUCCACAGGAACGACGUGAAAAGCUUUUGUUUUAAAUUGAUUAUGAAAAUAUUAACCUUCUUCCCUACUUUACUCUCCUUGAAAUAUUAAAAAACAUCCAGUUUUAUGUGGACCGAAAAAUAUUCUAUAUCUGAAUCCUGAUUGUGUAGGACCUGCUCAUUUACUAAAACUGAUUUAUGGCCAGUUUGAAAUGUUUUAUGAUCAGCAUUUUGUCCUGGUUUCUCCCCAUGACACUUUGGAUAUGUUCACUAGAAAGUUGUAACAAACCACCCACACUGCUGUCCUGGUGAAAAUAAGAUCUUUUAGCAAAUAGGCUUCUGUGUUACUCUGUCUGAUGAGAGCCCCUUUAACAGUUAUGACCCUUUAUAAUAAGUCAAAGGUGGAUCUGUCCAUUCAAUGUACAUGAGGUAUUAACCCCAGAAUAUGUGCAUAAAUGUCCCCUUUGAUUUCACUCGCAUCUGAAUAUAACAUUUUGAAUAACAACUCUUCACAUGAGUUAGUGUGUACAGCAGGCACAGGUCUCGUCUGGAAACAGCUGAUUUGGGCCUUUUCCUGCCACCAUGUUUUAGUUCAAGGUGAACCUCGGGAUGGUUUCUGUGGGUUAUGAAAGCUUUUUAGAAAAUCGUUCCCUGUUGUGUUUGCAUCAGUUUUGUGUUGUAAUGUCUGAAUAUUUAACUGUAUUUCAUCUUAACAUAGUGUAGUUAAGAGGCUGUUUGGUAGAACUAAUUCAGGGAAAAAAGGUUUCAGCUCAAAUAAUCCACUGUCACUGUUUUCAAUAAAAAUAACCACAAAUUCACAA
Gymnodraco acuticeps is the source of this 5645-nucleotide messenger RNA. Its product is annotated as homeodomain-interacting protein kinase 1-like. NCBI's taxonomy places the organism in Eukaryota, Metazoa, Chordata, Actinopteri, Perciformes, Bathydraconidae. Gene Ontology annotation, biological process: peptidyl-serine phosphorylation; intrinsic apoptotic signaling pathway in response to DNA damage by p53 class mediator; peptidyl-threonine phosphorylation. Gene Ontology annotation, molecular function: ATP binding; protein serine/threonine kinase activity; protein tyrosine kinase activity. The record is from RefSeq and is a predicted model, not a curated record. Gene Ontology annotation, cellular component: nucleus; PML body; cytoplasm.